AUGGAAAACCCAGGCGUGUUAGGCCGCAUAAUGGUCGUUGGUGACAGCGGCGAUUCUUCGAGGCCCACUGUGUCGCCGUCGGCUAUAACAACGCCACGCCCCGCGCGCAAGCGCCCCCGCACCGCCGGCGUCUCCUCGGAGGAGCGCAAGGAGGCGCGGGCGCACCGUAACAGGAUCGCUGCGCAGAACUCGCGCGAUAGACGGAAGGCGCAGUUCCAGUACCUUGAGCGCAGAGUCGCGGAGCUCGAGGAGGAGAAUAGGCGGUUGCGGGCAGGCGCGGGUGUACCGUUGCCUGUCCCCUCUGCUGCUGUUUCGGCUGUGCAGGUUUUCCCGGCUGGCCUUUCGUUGGCGGCUAUUGGGGCUGCGGCGGGCGAGGAGGAGCGGGUGCGCGUGGAGAGGGAACGGGAGAAUGAGGAGCUGAAGGAGCGGAUUAGGACGCUGGAGCGCGGGUGGGAUGCGGUCGUGAAGGCGCUGCCUGCCCAAGGUCUGCCUGCCGGCAUUUCGACGACCACGACGACCGCUCCUACCCAGCCUGCUCCCACACCUUCAACAACCACUCAAGCCGCCUCAACCUCCGCGCCCACCACAACAUCCAGCAAACCCGCAUACACCGCCUUCCCCUCCCCCGCCCCCUCGAACGCCUCCCUCGACCUCGACUCGAGCAGCUCCCCCACCUCAACAACCUCCCUCACCCUCGCCCCUCCCUCUAUCCCGACCUUCACCGCCAACUCUGCGCCCUUCGUCCCCAUCGGAGCCGGAGCGCGGGAAGCUGCCCUGGCGCACGGGCGCCCCACCGACGAGACCGCUCGCCACCUAGCACGGGUGGCGUAUACCGAGAGGCCUUCACUGGCUUCCUCGGUAUCCCUGCAGCGGGUGGCCUCGUCGGCGGGCGCUGCAGCUCAAGCAGCUGCUGGAAACGAACAGGGCAGCGAGGAGGACGACAGCGACAAGACUAUGGAGGCCCUGUUCCGCGAGAUCCUCGCGUCGCCGUGCGCCGCGCAUGCGGCCGUGGUGCCUCAGGGUGCCGCCGCCUCGGCCGCCACCGCCGUCGCAGCGCAAGUGAGGUGUGGGGGUGAGGCUGGCCUUGGAGGGUUUGGGGAGAGUGGGCUGGCGGGGGCGGAGGUAGCAAACACGAAGGAAGAAGGGAAGGAAGCACAGAACACAACCAACACCGACAACAACAACAACGAGACGACCGACUCGGCGGUCGCCGAGUGGGCGAACGAGAUUGAGAUGCAGAGGCUGUUGGACGAGAUGAUCGUCCUCACGGGCGUCGGGGCUGAGAUGGACAUGGACAUGGGUAUGGGUACGGGUAUGGACGCGAUGAUGGCCAUGGACGCCGUGGACUACGCCAACCCCGAGCUCGGUGCCGGCCUUGACCUCGGUCUGGGGCUUGGUGCGGAUAUGGGGUUCGGUGUCGACUUUGGAUCGGGGGCGGGGUGGGAGAUGGACGCUGGGAUGGGGGGCGUGGGCGUGUUCUGA
Molecule: messenger RNA, 1482 nt
Organism: Cyclocybe aegerita
Lineage: Eukaryota; Fungi; Basidiomycota; Agaricomycetes; Agaricales; Hemipholiotaceae
Source: the annotation of a GenBank genome assembly